Molecule: messenger RNA, 5010 nt
Organism: Gavialis gangeticus (Gharial)
Lineage: Eukaryota; Metazoa; Chordata; Crocodylia; Gavialidae
Gene: ZDHHC2
Product: zinc finger DHHC-type containing 2
Exons: 13
Biological process (GO): peptidyl-L-cysteine S-palmitoylation; protein targeting to membrane
Cellular component (GO): endoplasmic reticulum; Golgi apparatus
Molecular function (GO): protein-cysteine S-palmitoyltransferase activity
Source: RefSeq, a predicted model, not a curated record
GCUCGGGGCGGCCUGCGGCGGCGCUGCCGGCGCCUGCUCUACUGGGUGCCGGUGCUCUUCAUCGCCAGCAUCCUCUGCUGGUCCUACUACGCCUAUGUCACCCAGCUCUGCCUGUUGACAAUGACAAAUAUUGGAGAAAAAGUUGUGUGCCUGAUUGCAUACCACAUAUUUGUCAUGCUGUUUGUCUGGUCUUACUGGAAAACAAUCUUCACAUUACCAAUGAAUCCCUCAAAAGAAUUCCAUCUGUCUUAUGCAGACAAAGAACUGCUGGAGAGGGAGCCUAGAGGUGAAGUCCAGCAAGAUGUUUUAAGGAGAGCUGCCAAGGACCUUCCUAUAUAUACCAGGACAAUGUCUGGAGCAAUCAGAUACUGUGACAGAUGCCAACUUGUAAAGCCAGAUCGCUGCCAUCAUUGUUCCGUGUGCGACAAGUGUAUUUUGAAAAUGGAUCAUCAUUGCCCUUGGGUGAACAACUGCGUUGGAUUCUCCAAUUACAAAUUUUUUCUUCUUUUCUUGGCUUAUUCUCUACUGUAUUGCCUUUUUAUUGCUGCAACAGAUUUACAAUAUUUUAUCAAAUUCUGGACAAAUGGCCUUCCUGAUACUCAAGCCAAGUUCCAUAUCAUGUUUUUAUUCUUUGCUGCCACCAUGUUUUCAGUCAGUUUAUCUUCUCUUUUUGGAUAUCAUUGCUGGCUAGUCAGCAAGAAUAAAUCUACAUUAGAAGCAUUCAGAGCUCCAAUAUUUCGUCAUGGAACAGACAAGAAUGGGUUUAGCUUGGGCUUCAGCAAAAAUCUAAAGCAGGUGUUCGGUGAUGAGAAGAAAUAUUGGUUGUUGCCUGUUUUUACAAGUCUAGGUGAUGGUUGUUCCUUUCCAACUUGUCUUGUUAAUCAAGAUGCUGAACAAGCAUCCACACCUGCUGGACUUAAUUCAACAGCCAAAAAUGAGAGUCACCUUUUUCCCGCAAAGCCGUUACGAGACUCCCAGAGCCACCUUCUUACCGAUACUCAGUCUUGGACAGAAAUCAAUGCAAAUACUGAAAAGGGCAAAGUUGGUAUGAGCAAUCCUGCACUAGCCAUGGAAAAUGAAACCUAGUCACUCUUAAAGCCAACAUCUGAAUAAUUAAGAAAAGUUCAAAAUGAAGCUGUUGAUAGAAGGAAGGCAUGUCUUCCAGAAAUCAGCCUCUGUUGGCCAGCUGUUCCUGUCUGCUCCUGUGUGGAUACGCUCAGAAAAAUAUUGACAGCUCAUUAGCUGUCUCCAUGUCAUUGCUUGAAACAUUGAUAUUUUUUAAUUGUAUAAAGAAUGUUUCAGCUUACACAAAUUAUUGUUAAAAUGGUAAAGGAAAUUCUGAGUAUUAUAAAUAAGAAUCGAGAUUGACUAGUGGGUUGGACAAAAAUUACUAUUGUGCAAAUUCUGUGACUGAUUUUUACUUUUAUUAUGAUAGCACAAGAAAAAUAUAAAUUCCUUGCAUAUAAACCAAACUAUUACAGUGGCCAUAAAUAAGAUUGAGUUUGCACUGCUGACUUCAUUCAUGGAAAAAGUAUUAUGUGUUAUUACUGAGGAUUAUCUAGCUUGCUGAUUGAUCAGGUACCAUGUUUUCAUUUCAGUCUUGAAUAAGCUAAUUCUGAUUUGAAACCAAACUGUCUGAAAUAUUUUAGAAUGUUUUGGUAACUUGAUUGCAAAUUCCAUCCCCUUAUUUUCUAUGGACAGAUCUCACUGUUAAAUUCUAAAUACUCAGUUGUUGGAAUAACUUCUUAUUUGACUGGGUGGUAUGCUUACUAUCAGGGUUAAUCUUAAUUCUGAAUAGAAUAAGAAGCCUACAUUAAAAUGGGCUCUCUCUAAAGGUUCGUGUUUAGAUCAAGGCUUUUGGUUAGAGCUGCACAGUGCAAUCAGUUUCUGUGCUUGUAUUUAACAGAAAAACAGUGUGUGGUUUUAAUAUUGCUUACAGAACAUUUGAACCAAAAAGCAUACUCUAAAUUGAGUUUUUCAAGAAACACCAUCACCCAAAACCAGACCACUUCUUAUGGCAUGAUAGUGAUUUUACCUUUUCUUUCUUGCAUUUACUAUUGUAUUAUCAGAAAGUAAUGGUAUGUACAUACAAGAAGACUAUAUUUUGUUGUCAAAACAUAGCAUUUAUAAUAUUGCAGGGACAUUGAACAUCUGAUCAAAAGCCAAACUGAUUCCCAUUAAAAAACAGUUUUCAAUUAAACCAGAUGUGUACAUUUUCAAAAUCAGAUACUGGCUUUCAUAGGAUCAGAGUUUUUACCAGACAGAUUUUAAAAGAUGUAUUAAUUUCUAAAGCCAAGGAAGCUCCAGUGACACAAAUCUUGUGCCUUUUUAUGCACUUCAUUAAUGGUACUGCAAAAUGUUUACAUAAAAUGCAUGGUAAUCAUGCUAAUCGCAAAACAAUUCUUAAAAUUGUUGGCUUAUACUUUCUAGACUAGCUAGAAAGAAAGCUUUAAAAAAUGACACUUGAGGUUAUGGAAUUGGUACACAGAUGAAGCAGAUCUGCAGAUUUAGUCCUUGGAACUCGAAAGUCGAAUUGGAUUACAGAAUUAUGUUUAAAAAAGUGUGGACAGACGGAACAAUUCUGCUGCUGCUAACUGUUCUGAUGCAACUUUUAUAUUUGUCUGCUCCUCUGUAGGAAUAAGUGAGGCUAAACAGUUUUAACUUUAAACCCAUUCCAUUCUGGUCUUGCUCAUUUAACAAUAUACAAUUUAGGAGAUGAAAUGGUUGUAAGAACAGCAGGUAUGCACUCUCACCCAGCAAGUUCCCCUUAGCCUUCCUCUUUUAAAAUGAUUUGAAGUUAUUUUGUAUAUUUAUAAUUGCAGGAAGAAAAAAACCUUUCUGAAAGAAGCUGUGUUUAGAUCACAGGAACUGGAAUAAAUCGGAAUAUAUUAUUUUUCCCUUUUUGUUUCGGUAUUGUUUCAGAAAACCAUUAUCAUUAUACCUCUUUUACAGCAAGUAAUUCCAAAUUAAUCCAAUUCUUUUCCUUUGGCUCACUUUUUUUUAAAUGUUCUUCUUAAAGUGAUAAUGGUUGAUCUGACAUGGACUACCAGUUUUGAUAUAUCUUCAAUUCAUAGUUUUUACAUUUGGUUUUUUCUAUAAAGGCAGGGUAGGGUUUGGGUUUCUUUUUAGUUUUACUGAUCUGAAGACAUCUCAGAUUCUGUUACCAGAAGUGCCAGAAUAUGAUCCCUAAAUGUAAUAUUUUUAAACUAGUCUUUGAAGUUAGCACAUGGUUUAUGUGAUGCACAUAAACAUUCUGAAACUGAGAUUCCACAAUACAUUCUUUGUUCAGUGUUAUUCUGCCAAGAGCUUAUUUUGUAUCAGUGUUUUAUUUAAAGGCUGGUAACUGUCAGAAGUAGCAGAUGAAUAUAUCUUCAGUUCCUAAUGUUGUUGUAUUUGUAUACUCUUACUUGUUUUCACAUAAUUAUUGAGCUGGGGGUUGUCUUUCACAGAAGCGUGCAUUGAACUUACCUACAUAUCAUGGGACACGGAGAAGGUGGAAUUCUGUUUAAUGUGGCUGGCCUAGUAAAAAGCUGUACCCAAACAUAGAUCUCCUACCAUUUCCGUGGAAAGUAAGGGUAUCAGCAGCCUCUGUAACAUCAACCUGCCACCUCCCUUACCCCCGCUCUCCCCAUUAAGAACCAUUUUAGGGGAAGGCUGUGGAGUUCCUUGCAGAGUAUCCCUCUACCACCUUUUACAAGAUGAGGUGAUCCAGCUCUAGGGUAUCAUUUCUGAGUAUGGUCUUGGCUUGGGUACUACUUUGCUUCGUAUGUGGGAGGGAAAAUUUGAGUUAUUUAAAAAAAACUCUAUGGUUCAGCAAUUCUGUUGUUACAAUGCAAUUGUGAGGACUUUUGGUAUCUGGAGCAAAAGCACGAUAAUGUUGGCUGUCAGAUUACAUUGAAUCCUGUGUUUUACAUAACUAUGCUAGGCACUUUAUGUAAGUCUGCAAUAUGUAAGACUUGGUUUGGUUUGGUUUUUUUACAUGUAUGAACAAAAUGCUGUAUACUGAUUGAAACAGCCUGAAAAUGUUGUAGACAUUGAACCUCAUCCAUAGGCUACUUUUUGUAAAAUACAGCUUCAAGUUUGCUAUGUAUAGACACCCGUGCACACCUGUGUUGACACGUAAUUUUAGUGGGUUACAGGAUGACUAUAAGAAUCUAGCCAAGCAGACCUGGAUCCAUAACUAAAUUGCAAUUAAGUUACUGCAUAUGGAGACAACUAUAUCUAUUGCUAGAUACUCAGGUUUGUGAAUAGGUUGAAUAAACUAUUAGUAGAGUAAAACAGGUAGUAAAUACACAGAUCCUGUACUCAAAUUAUGUAACUAAAAUGUUUUGUUGUAAUUUCUAAAAUCUCAUCAAAUGUAAAAUUAUUUUUAUGAAGAACAGAGAGAAUCUAAAUGUUAAUGAGCUGCUCCCAUUAAAUCAGUUUAUAACUGUAAAUUAGGUACUGGCCAUGUUUUCAAUAUAUACUUGAAAGAUCUGUUUGAAAAGAGAGAGGGGAUUCUGAAAAUAGUUAGAUUGCAGUCUACAGUUGAGAGAUUAGUUUUCAAGUAAAACUAAACUAGCACACAUGUUGGUACGGAAGUUGAAUAUAUUAGAUGAAUGAAAGCUAGCCUUUUUAAAAAAUAUAUUCAUUUUUAGUAGAUGUUUGAAGUUUUUACAGGCAUAAGUCAAAUGUUAAGAACAAGUCUUGAAUCAAAAUCUGAGACUGUCAGGAUGAAGGAAGAAUGUGGUUAAAACUGCUCGUUUUAGUGCAUGAUACUACUUAGCACACUACUUUUAACCACUGUUUCUGCUACUUCCCUUGAUUAUCUUGGUCCCAGUGUAAUGUAUGGGCUGAAAUCAUUUUUGUAAGUGUUUCUACAUAUUUUGGUGUACAGAGUUAACAGCUAUUAAUGUAGUAUAUAUGUGAUUAAAUGCUUUGUGCAGCAAAUCUAUCAUAUACAUAGUAGAGGCAAAGUAAUCUUUAACCCUCUUCUUCCAUCCUCAUUUCUGUAGCUUAAUGGCACUUACU